Hibiscus syriacus is the source of this 342-nucleotide messenger RNA. Its product is annotated as proline-rich protein 3-like. The coding region runs from base 1 to 342 and encodes 113 amino acids. NCBI's taxonomy places the organism in Eukaryota, Viridiplantae, Streptophyta, Magnoliopsida, Malvales, Malvaceae. The record is from RefSeq and is a predicted model, not a curated record. The transcript has a single exon.
AUGAACACAGGAGUUUUGGCGAGGAUAACAUGUCUAGCUGUUGGCGGGAACGGAUUCGAGACGACUCGCUCGGUUUGCAGCGGAGAAACUGAUGCGAAGGGUUACUUCUUUGCAAGAUUAUCUCCUUCAGGCCUUGAUAAAUUGAGCAAGCUAACGGAUUGCAAGGCGUUCCUUGAAAGCUCUCCAUUGGAGGACUGUAAUGUCCUUGUGGAUGUCGAUAAAGGCAUUAGCGGUGCUCCUCUUUCGGAUUUCCGUUUUCUUCACCAGAUGGGGAUGAAGCUUUUCUCUGUAGGACCUUCCUUCUUCAACUCUGCACCUAAUUGGAUCCCUAAUGGUUACUAA